GCGGGUGGGGGCGGGGGCCGUGCGCUCCACCCGGCUGGCGCGUCUGUGGGCAAGCGGGCGGGGCCGGCCAUAUAGCGUCUCGCCCGCCCAAGGCGCUAGUGCGCGGGGCAGUGCGCAGCGGGCGGGCGGGGACAGAGGCCCGAGAGACGCAGCGGCAGGCACCCCAGCGGCCUGGAGCAGGGCGAGCACCAUGAGCUACAAAUGCGACGUGGUCGUGGUGGGGGGCGGCAUCUCAGGUAUGGCAGCAGCCAAACUUCUGCAUGACUCUGGCCUGAAUGUGGUAGUUCUGGAAGCCCGGGACCGUGUGGGAGGACGGACUUACACCAUUAGGAACCAAAAUGUUAAAUAUGUGGACCUUGGAGGAUCCUAUGUUGGGCCAACCCAGAAUCGCAUCUUAAGGUUGGCGAAGGAGCUGGGAUUGGAGACCUAUAGAGUGAAUGAUGUUGAGUAUCAGAUCCACCAUGUAAAGGGCAAAUCAUACCCCUUCAAGGGCCCAUUCCCACCUGUAUGGAAUCCAAUUACCUACCUAGACCAUAAUAACCUUUGGAGGACAAUGGAUGAUAUGGGGCAAGAGAUCCCCAGUGAUGCCCCAUGGAAGGCCCCCCUUGCGGAAGAGUGGGACCACAUGACCAUGAAGGAGCUGCUGAACAAGAUCUGCUGGACUAGAUUUCUGUGGAACCAUGGUCAUCGAGGGAGAGGAAGCUCCAGUUGCCUACACAUUGGAUGAUACCAAACCUGAUGGCAACUAUGCCGCUAUAAUGGGAUUUAUCCUUGCUCACAAAGCCAGAAAACUGGCGCGACUUACCAAAGAAGAAAGGUUAAAGAAACUUUGUGAGCUCUAUGCAAAAGUCUUGGGCUCCAAAGAAGCUCUGAAGCCGGUACAUUACGAAGAGAAGAACUGGUGCGAAGAACAGUACUCUGGGGGCUGCUAUACAACCUACUUUCCCCCUGGGAUCAUGACUCAAUAUGGAAGGGUUCUACGUCAGCCAGUGGGCAGGAUUUUUUUCGCAGGCACUGAGACUGCCACCCACUGGAGUGGCUACAUGGAGGGCGCUGUGGAGGCUGGAGAGAGAGCGGCCCGAGAAGUCUUGCAUGCCAUAGGGAAGAUUCCAGAAGAUGAAAUCUGGCAGCCAGAACCAGAGUCUGUGGACGUCCCUGCGCAGCCCAUCACCACGACCUUCUUGGAGAGACACUUGCCCUCCGUUCCAGGCCUGCUGAGGCUGAUUGGAUUAACCACUGUCGUUUCAGCAAUAGCACUUGGCUUCCUGGCCCACAAAAGGGGCCUACUUUUGCGGAUCUAAAGAGAAGCCGUCUGUAAUUACCCUCUCUUCUUACUCUGGCUUGUGGAUUUGGGGAAGGGGUUGCCAUGAAAUUCCGUGACAGCAUAAAGAAUGCAGCAGGAAGCAUGAGAUUAAGUCAAAUCACAGGAAGCACAGUAUCACUUUCUCUGUUUCGACCCUGGCUAGUGUUCCAUACCUAAUUUAGUGCUCUGUCUCACCAAUUUGCAGAUUUACUGACCUUAGGAUCUUUAGAAUAAAUAGCCUUAUGGGGCUUGCUUUCCCAUAAUGGACCUUACCCACUCACAUCCAGCUAGUUUUCUCCCACUUCUAGCGCUUUGUGCUUGUCCUCACCUUCCCAGGUUCUCUGCAUUUGUCCCUAGAAGUCUAUAUUGGUAUAGCUGAAUUUUGUGUCAUUAUAGCUUAGCAUCUAGUCUUCACCUUCUGUUUUAGAGUUGAGUAAAGUGAAACCCACAGAGAUGCAACUUAAUCAGCCAAGGUCCAUGAUAAACCACUGGUAUAUGGACAACUAGGACAGAAAUUCAAUGCUUUUCCCACUUCCCUAUAAUCUCUUGGGAUAUGUUCUCCAACUGUCCUCCUCUAGCCAUUGUCAGAGUUGUCCAUGGUGUCCCCUGUGUGUGUUUAUUCUGUACUAAAUUGUCUUGUGCUGCUCAAAUGCUACUCAGUAUAUAUCCAUAGGUCUUGCUAUCUUCUGCAGUGUCUCUGAGCCGACUUUAAUUUUUUUAAGAGCAGUAAUCUUAUCUUUGCCUUUAUAUCAUAUUCUCCAUUAUGUCUAGAUACAAAGGUCAGUACCCACUUGGGUAAUUAAAAAUAAAGCUGAUUGACCAAA
Chinchilla lanigera (long-tailed chinchilla) is the source of this 2127-nucleotide messenger RNA. RefSeq names its product monoamine oxidase B (gene Maob). Lineage: Eukaryota; Metazoa; Chordata; Mammalia; Rodentia; Chinchillidae. Gene Ontology annotation, molecular function: oxidoreductase activity. The record is from RefSeq and is a predicted model, not a curated record.